Messenger RNA from Thelazia callipaeda (thelaziosis nematode), 459 nucleotides. The record is from the annotation of a GenBank genome assembly. NCBI's taxonomy places the organism in Eukaryota, Metazoa, Nematoda, Chromadorea, Rhabditida, Thelaziidae.
AUGGUACCUUGUGCGGAAGGUGAAUCUACUAUUAAUUCACCGUAUCUUGUUCCUUUUGCCCUAAGAACAUCGGGUUGUAAUGGUAGUCAAGAGCAAGGAUCUGAUUCUGCGCCUGUACAAACUAUCGCUUUUACUAUAAUUCAGCAUCAGUGUAGUACUGAUAAUUGCAAGGAUAUCUGCAUUGAAGAAUUAGAUGUGCAUUCUUUGGGAUUACAAGCUGCUCUUCAUAAGAUUGAAAGUAAAGUACCGAAAGGUUCCCUUUUGGUAACAAAUGGUAUUAGUGCUAUUAGACAGGUGCUUCAUCCUUUGGCUUUACGUCUAUCAUUCAAACUAUCAGCACUAUUUUACAAAUUUAUCAAUAUUUCUCGGCACGAAGCGUUACCAAUUCUCAAAAAUUGCUCACUUGAAGAAGAAUUAGCUUCAGUACGCGAUAGAAUUCGUUACUUAUGUAAAGAAUGA